GGAGCACAUGUAAACCCCCCCCCCCCCCCAUCCACCCACCUUCUUCCCCCCUGGCUCCGCUCCGGGGGUGGGGCAGGCUCCCUUGGACCGCCGGCUGCGGUGCCCCCACGUGGCGGUGGAAGUGAGCUGAGGACCGCGACUCCAGGAAGAGGGGGGCCGGUCGCGGGAAUCAUGAAUGAGAUGUCCAGCUUCUUGCACAUCGGGGACAUCGUCUCCCUGUACGCCGAAGGGUCGGUCAAUGGGUUCAUCAGCACGCUGGGGCUGGUGGAUGAUCGGUGUGUGGUGGAGCCGGCAGCUGGCGAUCUGGAUAAUCCACCCAAGAAGUUCCGGGACUGUCUCUUCAAAGUAUGUCCCAUGAACCGCUACUCUGCCCAGAAGCAGUACUGGAAGGCCAAGCAAACCAAGCAGGACAAGGACAAGAUUGCUGAUCUGGUACUGCUGCAGAAACUCCAGCAUGCGGCGCAGAUGGAGCAGAAGCAGAACGAUACGGAGAAUAAGAAGGUGCACGGGGACGUGGUGAAGUACGGCAGCGUCAUCCAGCUUCUCCACAUGAAGAGUAACAAGUACCUGACAGUGAACAAACGUCUCCCCGCCCUGCUGGAGAAGAACGCCAUGAGGGUGACGCUGGAUGCGAUGGGCAACGAGGGCUCCUGGCUCUUCAUCCAGCCCUUCUGGAAACUGAGGAGCAACGGGGAUAAUGUAGUCGUGGGAGACAAAGUGAUCCUGAACCCUGUGAACGCCGGGCAGCCACUGCAUGCCAGCAACUACGAACUUGCCGACAAUGCCGGCUGCAAAGAGGUGAACUCAGUCAAUUGCAACACCAGCUGGAAAAUCAACCUGUUCAUGCAGUUCCGGGACCACAUGGAGGAAGUGCUGAAAGGGGGGGAUGUGGUGAGGCUGUUCCAUGCCGAGCAGGAGAAGUUUCUCACCUGCGACGAGUACAAGGCCAAAAUCCACGUCUUCCUCCGCACCACCCUGAGGCAAUCUGCCACAUCUGCCACCAGCUCCAAUGCACUGUGGGAAGUCGAGGUGGUCCAUCACGAUCCCUGCCGAGGUGGAGCCGGGCACUGGAACGGCCUGUACCGCUUCAAGCAUCUCGCCACUGGGAACUACCUGGCCGCAGAGGAAAACCCAAGUUACAAAGGAGAUGCCGCCGAUCCCAAGUCUGCAUCCAUGGGCGGGACCAUUCGCUCCAGCCGGAGGAAAACGGGGGAGAAGAUCAAAUACCGGCUGGUGGCCGUGCCCCACGGGAAUGACAUUGCCUCCCUCUUUGAGUUGGACCCUACCACGCUGCAGAAGACGGAUUCCUUUGUCCCUCGGAACUCCUACGUGAGGCUGCGCCACCUCUGUACGAACACUUGGAUCCAGAGCACCGACGUGCCCAUUGACAUCGAUGAAGAGAGACCCAUUCGUCUCAUGCUCGGCACCUGCCCCACCAAGGAGGACAAAGAAGCUUUCGCCAUUGUCUCUGUGCCAGUGUCAGAAAUCCGGGACCUGGAUUUUGCCAACGAUGCCAGCUCCAUGCUGGCCAACGUGGUGGAGAAGAUGAACGAGGGCUUCAUCAGCCAGAACGACCGCAGGUUUGUGAUCCAGCUGCUGGAGGACCUGGUGUUUUUCGUCAGCGACGUUCCCAACAACGGGCAGAAUGUGUUGGACAUCAUGGUGACCAAACCCAACCGGGAGAGGCAGAAACUCAUGCGGGAGCAGAACAUCCUGAAACAGAUCUUCGGGAUCCUGAAAGCUCCGUUCAAGGAAAAGGGAGGGGAAGGCCCCCUGGUGCGGCUGGAGGAGCUGUCGGAUCAGAAGAAUGCUCCCUAUCAGUACAUGUUCCGCCUCUGCUACCGGGUGCUGCGGCACUCCCAGGAUGACUAUCGCAAGAACCAGGAACAUAUCGCCAAGCAGUUCGGCAUGAUGCAGUCCCAGAUCGGCUACGACAUCCUGGCAGAGGACACCAUCACCGCCCUCCUGCACAACAACCGCAAGCUGCUGGAGAAGCACAUCACCAAGACCGAGGUGGAGACCUUCGUCAGCCUGGUGCGCAAGAACCGGGAGCCCAGGUUCUUAGAUUACCUCUCGGACCUGUGUGUGUCCAACCACAUCGCCAUCCCUGUCACCCAGGAGCUGAUCUGCAAGUGCGUGCUGGACCCCAAGAACAGCGACAUCCUGAUUAAAACGGAGCUGAGGCCAGUAAAGGAGAUGUCCCAGACCCACGAAUACCUGAGCAUCGAGUACUCCGAGGAGGAGGUCUGGCUGACCUGGAGUGACAAGAACAACGACUCCCAAGAGAAAAGCAUCCGGCAGCUGGCACAGGAGGCGCGGGCGGGCAACGCUCAUGAUGAGAACGUCCUGAGUUACUACAGGUAUCAGCUGAAGCUGUUUGCCCGCAUGUGCCUGGACCGCCAGUACCUGGCGAUCAAAGAGAUCUCCAAGCAGCUGAGGGUGGAACUCAUCUUCCUCUGCAUGGCGGACGAGAUGCUGCCCUUUGACCUCCGGGCCUCCUUCUGCCACCUCAUGCUGCACGUGCAUGUAGACCGGGACCCCCAGGAGUUGGUGAUGCCCGUCAAGUUCGCGCGGCUGUGGACGGAGAUCCCCAAUGCCAUCACCAUCAAAGACUACGACUCCAACCUGAACGACUCCCGGGAUGACAAGAAGAACAAGUUCGCCAGCACCAUGGAGUUCGUGGAGGAUUAUCUCAACAACGUGGUGAGCGAGGCGGUGCCGUUCGCCAACGAGGAGAAGAACAAGCUCACCUUUGAGGUCGUCAGUCUCGCCCACAACCUCAUCUACUUUGGCUUCUACAGCUUCAGUGAGCUGCUACGCCUGACACGCACUCUGCUGGGUAUCAUAGACUGUGUCCAGAACCCUCAGCUCAUGAUGCAGUCCAUGUACAAUGAGGAUAUGGCGGGGAAGAACGUGCGGAAGUCCAUCCAGGGUGUUGGCCAGAUGAUGUCCACCAUGGUCCUGAGCCGGAAACAGUCCGUCUUCAGUGUCCCAAGCCUCAGCACCGUGGUGGCCUCUGAGCCCACGGACCGGGAGAGGACCAUAGAGAAUGAAAACAUUGUUGUGAUGGAGACCAAGCUGAAGAUCUUGGAGAUCUUGCAGUUCAUCCUGAACGUGCGGCUGGACUACAGGAUCUCCUACCUGCUCUCCGUCUUCAAGAAGGAGUUCAUAGAAGUCUACCCCAUGCAGGACAGCAGCGCGGAUGGGACAGCUCCAGCCUUCGACUCCACAAGUGCAGCAAUGAACUUGGACAGAAUAGGGGAGCAGGCAGAGGCCAUGUUCGGGGUCGGGAAGUCGAGCAGCAUGUUAGAGGUGGAUGAUGAAGGAGGGAGGAUGUUUCUCCGUGUGCUGAUCCACCUGACGAUGCACAACUAUCCCCCGCUUGUCUCCGGCUCCCUCCAGCUCCUCUUCAAACACUUCAGCCAGCGGCAGGAGGUGCUGCACACCUUUAAACAGGUCCAGCUCCUGAUCUCGGCUCAGGAUGUUGAGAAUUACAAGGUGAUAAAGGCUGAGCUCGACAAGCUGCGCAUGAUGGUGGAGAAAUCUGAACUCUGGGUGGACAAGAAGGGCAGCCCCAAGGGGGAGGACGCAGGGGAAGGGGCCAAGAAGGAGAAGAAAGAGCACGCUGCAGAUGAGGAGGUCAGUACCCCUGAAGAGAAGAGCAGCGAGAAUUACAAGAUAGUCAAAGGGAUCCUGGAGCGGCUCAAUAAAAUGUGUGGGGUGGGUGAGCAGGUGCGCAAGAAGCAGCAGCGCCUGAUGAAGAACAUGGACGCCCACAAAGUGAUGCUGGAUCUGCUGCAGAUCCCCUAUGAGAAGGGUGAUGCAAAGAUGCUGGAGAUUCUGAGAUACACCCACCAGUUCCUACAGAAGUUCUGCGCUGGGAACCAAGGAAACCAGGCCCUUCUGCACAAACAUCUCAACUUGUUCCUCACCCCUGGGCUCCUGGAGGCCGAGACGAUGCAGCACAUCUUCCUAAACAACUACCAGCUGUGCUCGGAGAUUAACGAGACGGUGCUUCAGCACUUUGUCCACUGCCUGGCCACGCAUGGCCGCCACGUGCAGUACCUUGACUUCCUGCACAGCAUCAUCAAGGCGGAGGGCAAGUACGUCAAGAAGUGCCAGGACAUGAUCAUGACGGAGCUCACCAAUGCCGGGGACGACGUGGUGGUCUUCUACAAUGACAAGGCCUCGCUGGCCACCAUGCUGGAGAUGAUGACAGCGGCCCGGGAAGGGGUGGAGGAGAACAGCCCCCUCAUGUACCACAUCUCCUUGGUGGACCUGCUGGCUGCCUGUGCCGAGGGCAAGAACGUCUACACGGAGAUCAAGUGCACAUCCCUGCUGCCGCUGGAGGACAUUGUGCAGGUGGUGACGCAUGAGGACUGCAUCACCGAGGUGAAGAUGGCCUACGUGAACUUCGUCAACCACUGCUACGUGGACACCGAGGUGGAAAUGAAGGAGAUCUACACCAGCAACCACAUCUGGACGCUCUUCGAGAACUUCACCCUGGACAUGGCCACGAUGUGUAAGAAGCGAGAGAAGCGUCUGACGGACCCCGCCCUGGAGAAGUACGUGCUCACCGUGGUGCUGGACACCAUCAAUGCCUUCUUCAGCUCCCCCUUCUCGGAGAACAGCACUUCCCUGCAGACCCACCAGACCAUUGUCGUGCAGCUCCUCCAGUCCACCAUGAGGCUCCUGGAGUGCUCCUGGCUACAGCAGCAGCACAAGACCUCGGUGGAGGCCUGUAUCCGUACCCUGGCCAUGGUUGCCAAGAGCCGCUCCAUCGCCCUGCCCAUGGACCUCGAUGCCCACGUCAGCUCCCUGCUGAACAGCAGCUCCACCAGCGCCUUGCAGAGGAGCGCUUCCAGCUACAAGACAGCCACGCGGACCUUCCCCCGUGGCUUGGCCACGCCCAACCAGUGGGACUACAAAAACAUCAUUGAGAAGCUGCAGGACAUCAUCAACUCCCUGGAGGAACGGUUCAAACCCCUGGUGGAAGCCGAAGUGUCUGUCCUGGUGGACGUUCUGCACCGCCCAGAGCUGCUCUUCAUGGAGGGGACCGAUGCCUACCAGCGCUGCGAGAGCGGGGGCUUCCUCUCCAAGCUGGUCCAGCACACUAAGGACCUGAUGGAGAGCGAGGAGAAGUUGUGCAUCCGGGUCCUGAGGACGCUGCAGCAGAUGCUCAUGAAGAGGAACAAAUAUGGGGACAGGGGCAACACGCUGAGGAAAAUGCUUGUGAGUAACUACCUGCAGAACAAGAAGUCGAGCUCCAAAGGGGAGAUCGUCGACACGACUGGGGGUGGCCAAGACCAGGACUGGUCAGUUAUUGCUGCCACCCAGUGCCGGCUGGACAGAGAAGGGGCCACCAAGCUGGUGUCGGACCUUAUCAUGAACACCAAAAACGAGAAGAUUUUCCAGGAGAGCAUCCUCUUAGCCAUCCGGCUGCUGGAUGGCGGCAACACGGAGAUACAGAAAUCGUUUUAUAGCCUGAUGACGAGCGACAAGAAGUGUGAGAAGUUCUUUAAAGUGUUGCAUGAACGCAUGAAGAAGGCGCAGCAGGAGACCAAGUCCAUAGUGUCGGUGAACAUGACUGACAUUGGGAACAAGCCCCAGGAGGACAAAGACACCCCUGACCCUGUCACUAAGGGACGAGGAACCUUCAUGCUGUCCCAUGCCCCAUCUCGGCACCCCAUGGCCAUUGGGUUUCGAAAGGGCCACGACACUGAGGAGCGAAGCCAGAACAAUGAGAUGGGAAUGUCGAUCUUGAUCAUGGAGCCUAUUCUUCGGUUCCUGCAGUUGCUCUGUGAAAACCACAACCGGGACCUCCAGAACUUCCUCCGGUGCCAGAACAAUAAGACCAACUACAACCUGGUGUGUGAGACUCUGCAGUUCCUGGACAUCAUGUGUGGCAGCACCACGGGGGGGCUGGGCCUGCUGGGCCUCUACAUCAACGAAUGCAAUGUGGCCCUUAUCACCCAAACCCUGGAGACCUUGACGGAGUAUUGCCAGGGACCAUGCCAUGAGAACCAGAGCUGCAUUGUGACACACGAAUCUAAUGGCAUUGACAUCAUCACGGCCCUGAUCCUGAAUGAGAUCAGCCCCCUCUGCAAGUACAGAAUGGACCUUGUCCUCCAGCUGAAGGACAAUGCCUCCAAACUCCUGCUGGCCUUGAUGGAGAGCAGACAUGACAGCGAGAAUGCCGAGCGGAUCCUCAUCAGCCUUCGGCCUCAGGAACUGGUUGAUGUAAUUAAAAAAGCCUAUCUCCAGGAGGAAGAGUGCGAGAACUCUGAGAUUUCCCCCCGGGAAGUCGGGCACAACAUCUAUAUCUUGGCCUUACAGCUGUCUCGGCACAACAAGCAACUGCAGCAUCUCCUAAAGCCAGUGAAGCGAAUCCAGGAGGAGGAGGUGGAGGGCAUCUCCUCUAUGCUCAGCUUAAACAAUAAGCAGCUGACUCAGAUGCUGAAAUCAACGGCUCCCAUCCAGGAGGAGGAAGAAGACCCGCUGGCGUAUUACGAGAAGCACACCUCCCAGAUUGAGAUUGUGCGCCUGGACCGGAGCAUGGAGCAGAUCAUCUUCCCCGUGCCCAGCAUCUGCGAAUUCGUCACCAGGGAGACCAAGUACCGGCUGUUCACCACCACGGAACAAGACGAGCAGGGCAGCAAAGUCAGCGACUUCUUCGACCAGUCGUCCUUCCUCCACAACGAGAUGGAAUGGCAGAAGAAACUGCGCAGCAUGCCACUGAUGUACUGGUUCUCCCGCAGAAUGACUCUCUGGGGAAGCAUUUCCUUCAACCUGGCUGUCUUCAUCAACAUCAUCAUUGCUUUCUUCUACCCCUACGUCGAAGCCACCUCUAUGGGAGUGUUGGAUUCCCCAUUGAUCUCCUUGCUCUUCUGGUUUCUGAUCUGCUUCUCCAUCAUGGCCCUGUUUACCCGGCGCUACGGCAUCAGACCGCUCCUCGUGGCAUUGAUCCUGCGAUCGAUCUAUUAUUUAGGGAUUGGGCUCACGCUGAACAUCCUGGGAACUCUCAAUCUGACCAACAAGAUUGUGUUCGUGGUGAGCUUUGUGGGCAACCGUGGGACAUUUAUCCGGGGCUACAAAGCCAUGAUCAUGGAUAUGGAGUUUCUCUACCAUGUGGCCUAUAUUGUGACCAGCAUUCUGGGGCUUUUUGUACAUGAACUCUUCUACAGCAUCUUGCUCUUUGACUUGAUCUACCGUGAGGAGACCUUGUUCAAUGUCAUCAAAAGCGUGACGCGGAACGGACGCUCCAUCCUGCUGACCGCCCUCCUGGCUCUCAUCCUCGUCUACCUCUUCUCCAUUGUGGGUUUCCUCUUCCUGAAAGACGACUUCAUCAUGGAGGUGGAUCGGCUGCCUGACAACAAGUCCAAAGACGGCCCCUUGGGGAUGCAAAGGAACAUGGAGGCUUUUAUGGAGUCGUGCAGUGGUGACAAAAUUAGCUGCUCUGCAGUGCCUGGUGUGCUGAGAGAUGAUGAUGAGGAUAACUCAGAGCGUGCCUGCGACACGCUGCUCAUGUGCAUUGUCACUGUCCUGAAUCACGGCCUGAGGAACGGAGGGGGCGUGGGUGACAUUCUCAGGAAGCCAUCCAAGGAUGAGUCCUUGUUCCCUGCUCGGGUUAUCUACGACCUCCUCUUCUUCUUCAUUGUCAUCAUCAUUGUCCUCAACCUUAUCUUUGGUGUCAUCAUAGACACCUUUGCUGAUCUGAGGAGUGAGAAGCAAAAGAAGGAAGAAAUUCUUAAGACCACAUGUUUCAUAUGUGGUCUCGAAAGGGACAAGUUCGAUAAUAAGACUGUGUCCUUCGAGGAGCACAUUAAAUAUGAGCACAACAUGUGGAACUACCUGUACUUCAUCGUGCUGGUGCGAGUAAAGAAUAAGACUGACUACACAGGGCCCGAGAGUUACGUGGCACAAAUGAUCAAGAACAAGAACCUGGACUGGUUUCCUCGGAUGCGAGCCAUGUCGUUGGUCAGCAAUGAAGGGGAAGGGGAACAGAACGAGAUCCGGAGUCUUCAAGACAAGCUCAACUCCACUAUGAAGCUGGUGUCUCACCUCACUUCACAGCUGAAUGAGCUGAAAGAGCAGAUGACAGAGCAAAGGAAGCGCAGACAGCGCAUCGGUUUUGUGGAUGCCCAGAACACCAUGAAUCACUGAGGCACACACAAAGCAUCAGCUUUGCCAACCAACUAAGUCCAUGUUAUCGGCUAACAAGGAUGUUUUCACUGGCAUCUGCGCAUCGAUCACAUCUUCAGAAGCUGGACAAAAGCCUAGGUUACGGCUGUAAGGUUUCAACGCCAGCCUUCUCCAUUACAUCUCUGCAAACAUUUUGCCCAGCAACCGCCAGGAACCACUAACUUACCAGAUUUCCCCACUGUACCUGGACCUGCAAUUUAUCCCAAUGCCCUCAAAGGAAGGUAAAUUAUUUUGGACUUUGGUUCCUCAUUGCAAUAACUUUUUGUUCUUUAACAUGAAUUAUCUUUCUUCAUCUCCAUGCACUACAUUUUGGUGGCUACCCCCUUCCAGAGGCAAUAGCAUUAAUAUUGUUAUUAGCAAUUAGAGUUGCAAUAUUUAACUUAUUCCAAAGUCCGUAGUAGAUGUGGAACUUUGCAAGCCAGACAUCGUUCACUGUACCUCACAAUGCUGAUUUUCCUCCAUUUUAAGAAUCCCAUCUAUCGCUGCGGCGCAGUAAACUCAACGAGAUGUAUUGAUAGUACAUUGCAUCUGAUGAGUAACAGCAAAGCUGUUGCAAGUAUGACAUAGUCUUUUAUCUUCCAUGGACAGACUUUAUUUGCGCAGUAGUGGGAAACGGCAGGUUUACAGCAGUUCACUGUGAAGAGGUAUUCUGUGUUUAUUUUCAUCUCUGAUGUAAUGUUUUACAAACUUUUUAUUUUGUUGUUACUUAACUAAUAUGUAAAUUGCCUUAACUAAGUUAACACAAAAUUAAGUCAUAGUAAAAGCUGAAAUGAGGUCAAAGAACCUCUUCUCAACACUCUGUUAUGAAUUAAUAAUAGCAUCCAGAGGCCUCGAUCCUGAUUAGGCAGGGUGCUGUGUGAAUACAGGUCCCCAUCCCAGAGGAAACUCAGUUCAGAAGAUGGUG
Caretta caretta (loggerhead turtle) is the source of this 9106-nucleotide messenger RNA. RefSeq names its product inositol 1,4,5-trisphosphate receptor type 3 (gene ITPR3). Gene Ontology annotation, molecular function: inositol 1,4,5 trisphosphate binding; inositol 1,4,5-trisphosphate-gated calcium channel activity. Lineage: Eukaryota; Metazoa; Chordata; Testudines; Cheloniidae. The record is from RefSeq and is a predicted model, not a curated record. Gene Ontology annotation, cellular component: endoplasmic reticulum; membrane. Gene Ontology annotation, biological process: calcium ion transmembrane transport.